This is a messenger RNA of Cydia strobilella, 7214 nucleotides long. Its product is annotated as zinc finger protein ztf-16. Gene Ontology annotation, biological process: regulation of transcription by RNA polymerase II. Bases 354 to 1805 code for a protein of 483 amino acids. Gene Ontology annotation, molecular function: RNA polymerase II cis-regulatory region sequence-specific DNA binding; DNA-binding transcription factor activity. The transcript has 7 exons. The record is from RefSeq and is a predicted model, not a curated record. NCBI's taxonomy places the organism in Eukaryota, Metazoa, Arthropoda, Insecta, Lepidoptera, Tortricidae.
AAACACAUCACAGGUGUAGUGUGAAGUAGGUAUAAUUUUUUUUCUAUUCGAAUCAUGAUCAAAAUGGGAUUGCUGUAGAUAAAAUACUAUUAUUUAAUUUAGGAAAUCAAAGCUUUUAAUGGCGUAAAUAUACCUAGUUUAAAUAUGUCCAAUCAGUGCAAGUUAAUAGUGGGGAUCGACUUAUUUGUGCAUUUACAGUUAUACGCGUAACACGAAUUUGUGCAUCGAGUUCUGAGCAUCGAAUUAGGCCACAUAGCGAUCUCUCCCUAAAAUACCGCUGGUUGUCGACGUAUCAAGUUAAACUGAGUGUGGCGGGAGAGUGAUGUCCAGAAAGGCCGCGAGCUGGUAAUGUGAUGUCAUCAAAAGGGGAAACAGAGGCCGAUUCAGGCACCGUGUCGCCGAACCUGCCUGUAAUCAAAAAUGAACCGGCAACCACAGCUAGUAAAGAAGAAACUCCUAAAAGAGGCAGCACACUGCUAAAAUGCACAACUUGCAACACAUUUAGCACUGUAAGCAGCCGCGCCCUGACCACGCACAUGGCUCAGUGCUCGCCCGACAACAACAAUGUGGCGGCCGCGCAGGCGGACGCCCGCCCACACAGGAAGCUCUUCGAGUGCGACGUCUGCAACAUGAAGUUCUCCAACGGCGCCAACAUGCGCCGCCACAAGAUGCGACACACCGGCGUCAAACCUUACGAAUGCAGAGUCUGCCAAAAGAGGUUCUUCCGCAAGGACCAUCUAGCGGAACACUUCACCACCCAUACAAAAAGCUUGCCGUACCAUUGCCCGAUAUGCAACCGAGGGUUCCAGCGCCAGAUCGCCAUGCGCGCGCAUUUCCAGAACGAGCAUGUCGGCCAGCACGACCUUGUCAAAACUUGCCCCCUCUGCAGCUACCGUGCCCCAACCAUGAAGAGCCUCCGAGUUCAUUUCUUUAACAGACACGGCAUCGACCUAGACAACCCAGGAACCGGCAACAACUCUGUUUCCCUGCUAGCAGCCGGCAUAGCCAACGCCGCGUACGCCGACGGCUCCAUGGACGCGAGCGCCAUCAACGCCCUCGGGGCUCUAGGCUCCGGUCUGUCCGUGUCCGUGGCAGCCGCAUACUCGGAUAGCGGCGAUAGCAACGGUGCCCGCUCCGUUGACAACGCUACACCGCCCAUGCAUUAUUUGACCCCGCACGUGGAGAUAUCUAUGGCCGACAACAACGAGACGUUCUCUCCGGGACAGUCUAACCAUCUAAAUAAUUCCGAUUCGCGCAUGAACGGCGAGGGUGGCAGCUCGCCGCAGUCGGGCGACAGCGCGGGCGCCGUUGCCAGCUCGUCGCUCGCGCAGCUCCCCGCCGGCAUCACGCCCUCCAUCACGCUCAUUCCCAUCAAGCAGGAGCCGAACGCGGAGGAGUCGGGCGGCGGCGAGUCGCAGGGCGAGGCGAACGGCGACAAGCGCGGCGUGUCGUCCAGCCUGUCGUCGCUCAUCAAGGUGUCGCCGCUCAAAAGUCUGCUGCGCGAGGACCUGCGCCGCCGCAUCAGCGCCCGGGGCCGCGCUCGCGGUUCCAACAGCUCUCGCGUGUCCGGGUCCGGGUCGGCGUCGGAGGGCGGCGUGAUCACGUCGACGCACGGCGACGCCGCGCUGACGCCCGCCUCGCUCGUGUGCUCCUUCUGCUCCAUCACCUUCCCCGACUCCACGCUCUACUUCCUGCACAAGGGCUGCCACUGCGACUCCAACCCCUGGAAGUGCAACAUCUGCGGCGAACAGUGCUGCAACGUCUACGAGUUCAACUCCCACUUGCUCAGCAAAAGUCACCAAUGACUGUUUGCAGGGGGGCCGUUCCGAUAAUAAUGACUUUGUGUUUCGUGAUGCACUUGCACGCGGUCGCGGUGUGUGCAUAGUACGAGCGCUUCGGAGCUUCACUUCACUGUCGAUUCUGUUCUCAAACUACUGUGUCGGGCGCUGAAGGGCUUCGAACUCGCUAUGCGCUGAACGUCCCCCCGAAGAUAUCAUUUUAAAAGUGCAAAUUAUGUCGAGUUAUAUUUUUAAGCGGUUAUAAAUUGUUAUGUUAAAAUGCGUGAAGAUAUUUAUGCGGAUAUUCUAGUACUUAAAGAAAAGGGUUUAUAAAAGGGUAAUUAAAUUUUAAUUGUGACGGGGUCAGAUAGAUUUGGGGUACGACCUAGUAACUAAAUUAAAAGCUGAAAGUGCUACCACUCGGUAAUGAUAAAUAUUACAUUCCAAAACGUGACGUAACAUUCCAUGAUGAGAGAUUCGAGUCUUAGGUGGGGAAUAUUGUAGUAACUAAAAGUAUCUUCUCUAUCCAUUUUAAUAAUAAUUACCAGAGGCCGGAAUUCUCAUGGCAGUUUGAAUUGUCAUUAGGGACUUCUCAUUUAUCGACUUUCGAUAUACAUAUAUCCAUACAAUAUAGAAUACAACAUAUUAAAAUAUAUUAAAAGUAGAGGUAAAUAUCAAGCGAUCUUAUCACUAAAGAGCGAUCUCUUCCAGAUAACUAUUGAGUAGUUGAAAAUGCGAAAUAGAGAAUAUAUUAGAGAUGUGCAUUAAAAACAAUGAAACUUUAUAAUUAAUAGUUACACAUUUAAUUACCUACUUCAGUUCUGUGUUUUUCCAAUUUCACGUUCAAAGUCUGUUUUAGUACUAACGAACAUUCCAUUAGUUUUUUUUAUAAAAGAAAUAAGUAGUCAUCUUUUUUUUCAUUUUAUCUGCUUAAAUUACUUCUUUUACAGUCAAAUAUCCAUUACCUAUUAUAACUUUUAAUAUUUUGUGUUCUACAUUGUAUGUUACGGACAGGGGCGUAGCUAGAGGAUAUGGCGCCCGGGGCAGUCACCAAUUUUGCGCCCCCUGACGAGUGACAAAAGUUUCCCUGCUGCUGCCUUUUGCCCAUUUUGGCGCCCCCCCUUGGAUGGCGCCCGAGGCACUUGCCCCCUCUGCCACAAAUGAGAACUUCCUAUAACAGUUCAAAAACGCCACAGUAAUUCCGGUCUCUGAUAAUUGCGAAAACUAAUGUAGUGUGUUGGUGCACUUAAUCGCAACUCGCGGAUGCGAUGUUAAAAACAUUGUAUGUGUAUAGUACAUGGAUAGUACUUAAAGGGACACUUGUAUUGGUUUACCAUUCUACUUUUCAGUACUUAAUUGUACUACAACUAUAUCUAAUCUAAAAUUUAAAAGUAUUUUUGGUGCGAUAGUGAAUUUUACAAAUGUUUUAAAGUAUGGGGAAAUUGUACAAAUUAAUAUAUUUUUACAUUUCACUGUUGAGAAGAGAGGGCCUAGCCUGUGUUUCCGUGAUUAUUUACUUAUUGUGAUUGUGUACAGACAGGAAUUAUAAAUUCUACAUUCCAUUUUUAUGUUAUUAAUUGUUUCUUAAUAUGCAUGUAAUGCAAGUCCACGGCUAAUAUUUAAUGUACAAGUUAUAUUUCGUUGUUAUUAUUUAUUUUUCUAAAAAUACGUCUUUUCUUUAAUAACUAUGUUUUAUUAUUUUUAAUUAGAGUGGUGCAUUAUUAUGGUCAUAUGUACUUAUUUUAUUCUCAAUCUAUACAAUGUUCCUUUCGUCAGUUCAGUUGUAUGAUAUUAUCGUUAGUUGAAUUGUUAAAAUUUAAAACGAAAAAUAUUGAAGGCACACUUGCUCAAUAUAGCUUAAGUGUGGAGCAUGGCAACGUCGCACAAAAGCAUUAUAAUAACAUUCAUUUUAAAUAAAUUGGAAUAGUGUAGUUAUAUAAAACACUUUCAUGCAUGCUUAUGGAAGUUUAAAAUCGAAUCGUUCAAUUCAUAGGUACUUAAUUUUAUUUAAUAUCAAGGUUUAGAAAAGCCCUAUUAGAUUUAGAGAAACUGACCCGUAUCAUAUAAUUGUACUAUCCGAAAGGUUUUAUUAUGUCUUGCGUCCAUCAAAGCAUCAUGCAAAGCCAUCGUUUUCCAGCUUAGAGAACGCUUACGGUCCAUGUCUGAUCAGUAUACGCAAAACCCGCGGCACCAAUAUUGCCUGGUCGUAUUUGUUUUUGCGUCCCGGAACCGGAUCAGACGCGGUUAGUUGGCGUUCUAAAACAAGAGUGCUCAACCUAAUGGGAAACGAUAUUGAUCUCUUUUAUUUUGAAGAGUUAAAUUUCUAUAUUGACUUUCAAUUUAUCAGUUAGGUAAAUAAAAUAUAUUUCAUGUAUAGAGAAAUAUUGGUUUAAUGAUACAAUUUAAAAUGCUAUAGGUUAAUGAAAUUAAUUUUGUAAUGUAGCUGUUAACUUUGUUUUAGUACACUCUUUGUGUUUAACGUUUGGUCAGUCCGUUCCAUUUUUCUUAAAGUAACCUGAGAUUUACAUUCCUGUAGCUCUUAAGUACUUACUUUCGGUUGUGGUCUUGCCUGUUAAGUUUACGAAAUUACUUAGAUGGAACUGAAAUUAUGUUUACCAACGAAGUUAUAUAUAUAUAUAAAUACAUAUUUGUUAUGUUAUGUGGUCAUCGCGUGUAUAAAGUAGGGCCGGCGCGGGACCGUCCGUGAGUUACCUGAAACAAGCAACAUACUUAUUUAUAGAGAUUCUUAUAUAAUGCUGUUUCAUUGUUGGUUUUGCAACUUGAAUGUUUACUUUUAUUUGGUCCCGCCGCCGCGCCACAGUUAGUUAAGGUAGAGUCUAAAAGCUAUUAAUAUUAUUAACCGGUCACCCCACUGGGCGCCUUUACUUAAUCCGUCCAUAUCUAAUGAUAGAUAUUGCCUUUAAUAUUUAAUAAAAAAUAAUAUAUUUUGUAGAAUUUAGAUAUGACUAGGGAGAGAUCUUAAUUAUGAAAUGGUUAAAUAAUUGCAGAGAUUUAAAUAUGUAGUAAUAAUUUAUUUAACAUUUAACGUAAAUCUCUGCAUUGCUAAAAAGUUAGCAAUUGUGAUGUCAACCAGUCAUGUAAAUGACAUUUUAUUUACUUUUGAUUAAAAUAUAAUUAUGACAUCAUUUUAUUCCAUCCCUCACUUAGAAACUGUCCAGGAUUUGAAGGAAUUGUAAUAUACAUACAUAGGUAUUAUUAAAGAAAUCGGUAUCCAGCCACCGACACGUUAAGAGCCCGGUAACGAUUUUAGAGCAACAAUGUAAAAUUGAUAGAUUUAGUAGUUGAAAUUGUACACCUUUUGUUACGUAAUAUCUCAAUAACAAGUAUUAGUUUCUAUUAGGACGUCUUCUCGUCUUGCCUUUUGAUAAUGAGGUCGCGAGCGUGCGUCACCGGUAAUAUAUGAAGAGAAGGGGCAGUUUUUAAAAGUUCAUCAAAAAAUUAUGGUGGUAAAUUAUACAAAUUGAUGUAUAAGGACAGUUUCAGCAAAUGUUGUAGAUUGUUUAACUAUCAAAAUUACGUUGAAAUUGAGUCGACUUUCAGAGAAAUUGUCACUUGUUUUGAAGUAAUUUCUGAAGAAAAUUGAUUUCGUCUGACUUUCAUUUACACUACUUCAAAGUCAUAAUAAUAAAAAUGUACUCCGUAAAAGGUGGAGUACAGGAUAUGUGUAAUACAAAAUUACUAUUUUUAGCCUUCCAAACUUUAUGAAGUUUACAAAUAAGACCGUCAAAAUCAGUGCUUUACGCGCGUUUACAUAAACGUCCAUCAGAAAAAAAACAUAACUAAUUUAGUGAGACCGUUUUCAAAAAAUUGAUCUGUAAAACGGCAAGAUGAGAAGACGUGCUAAUAGAAACCAGUACUUCUUAUUUAUAUUACGUAACAAAACGUGUAAAGUUUCACAGACUAAAUCGAUAACGGGCUCUUAAUGAAGUGUUAUUUAUUGAUUGCUGUUGACAUAUUUACAUUGUUGAUUGACUCGCAGAUUUGUAAAUCGCGUUAAUUUCAUCACGAGAGAAAUGUUUAUCGUUAAAAUUCUAAUAUAUUAUAUACUUUAUUUUUGUGGAGUAGUUAUGUAUAUUGUAAGUACAAAAUAAGUAUUGGAAGUUGUGUUAAAACCACAGCCAAUUUGUUAAUGUUAUUUGUAAAAUACGUGGAACAGUAUUUUAUUUAAAAAUUCUAAAUUAAAUAACUGUAGAAAGCUGGCAAAGGGAUACGUUUUAGAAUUUCAAAGCAAAAUAAUUAUUUUCACCACACCAGCUGGUAAAGGCUCUCUUGAUUGUUCAAAUACUGAUGAGAAAGUUUCAUUUUAUCCACAUGUGGGGCAAAGUAAACAAAUGCAAAUUUUGAGUUGUUUCCUUAUGUUGGCUAGUGGAAUUGACUUUUAAAUGAUGAAAUAUUUAAUAACAUUAAUUUUGAAUUAAUUAGCUUUGAUUUUGUUUGAUAUUUUACAGUUAGUAUUUUCCUUGUGUUCGUGUGGUGAAAAAUUUUGUGUUUCACUCGGUGGCAAAAUUUGUUUAACCCUCGUGCCUUGAAAUCCUCGCAACGCUCAGUUCCAUCUUUUGAACCACUCGCUACGCUCGUAGUUCAAUUGUGGAAUCGUCGGCUUUCUCGGGUAUCAAUAUUAGCACGAGAGGUUAAACAACAGUUUGUAAAAUAAAUAACUACCUAUUGUUAAUAAGGCCGCGUCUAUUCUAUUCAUCAUUUAUACCUACUACUAAGCACUCAGUCCAAGUCAACAACAAGCCUUUAGUACCUAUAGCGACCCUCACCUUAAUACCAAAACACAGCUUACCAACAUUAUAUAUUUUUAAGUUGUUAUAUAUAUGUACUUAAGGAUAGAUAAAUAUAAAUUAAUGUGGUUAAAAGCAAUUGCUUGUAAUUUUAAACAGUUGAAAGCGUCGUUAAUAUUUUGCUGUUACAUUUAUUGUGUUGUCAAUUGAAAUGAAAAUAAUAUUUAUUAAUAUUAAAAGGGAUACUAUUUUAUGAAAAACCAGUUUGUAAUUAUGAGUGAUAGUAACUAUAUCAAGUUUUAGCAGAUUGUGCCUUAGAUCAAUACUUUAAUAUUUUAAAAAUACAUAUUUAAAGAGACAUGUUUUGGAAAUUGUUUAAUAUAAUAUAUCUCUUAUCUAGAUGUGUGUAUUUUAAAAUAAAAUAUUGUCACAUUAGAGUUAUAUAUUUAUACACAAACUAGGAAAUCAAUGACAUGUUAAUUAUUUAUGUAUAACACAAUGUACGCAAUAUGGCUGUUGCUUGUUUUUAUGAAAAGUUUAUUUUGCAGUUAGGAAAUUUAAUUUUCUCUUAUCGUUCUGUAACGGUAAAUUAAGAUUAUAAAGGAUUGGUACUUAUUACCAUAAUCUAGUUCUAUUUAUUUACGUUUAAUUUGGUAAAGGGUCUAAUAAAAUAUUAAUAAAUUAUGAA